Grus americana (Whooping crane) is the source of this 2461-nucleotide messenger RNA. It is a transcript of the gene CLK4, whose product is annotated as CDC like kinase 4. The record is from RefSeq and is a predicted model, not a curated record. Gene Ontology annotation, biological process: protein phosphorylation; regulation of RNA splicing. Gene Ontology annotation, molecular function: ATP binding; protein tyrosine kinase activity. Gene Ontology annotation, cellular component: nucleus. The transcript has 10 exons. The coding region runs from base 1340 to 2239 and encodes 299 amino acids. NCBI's taxonomy places the organism in Eukaryota, Metazoa, Chordata, Aves, Gruiformes, Gruidae.
GUAUAUGACCACAGGCAUUAUCACAGAGACUAUGAAAAGAGUCACCAUCAUCACUAUAGCAAAUCCUCUGGUCGGAGCAGGAAAAGUAGUCAUAAAAGGAAGCAUAAGAGACAUCAUUGCUCAAGUCACCAAUCACAUUCGGUAUGAGUAAUUUUUAACUUUAUUAUUAAUGAAUUAGUGGUAAUAGACUUCUUAAGUGAGUGCUAGACUUCAAUUCCUGAUCACAGUACUUUAAGAAAUACUAUAUUAUUAAAAAAGGAUUUGUAGUUGAGUCCAUUUGUGAGCAUAUGAGUGUGUUCUUAGUUGAGACUUUUGGUUCAGAGUGUUGGGUGGGGGUGGGCUUAUCAUCAGUACUAGUUAUACACUGGGAACGUAGGUGGCCGGUUAAGAUCACUGGGAUUAAUCUGAAAAAUGUCAUAUCGAAAUCAAGAACAGGUAACUAUGCUAUUUCAGAGUACAGUUAUCACUUUUUAGUUCUACAGAAUAGUGAACUAUGUUUUUUCAGGUAGACUGUGAGAUGCCAUCCAUCCUAUUACUAAAAGUAAUUGAAGUGACAUGCCUUUUUAAUAUAAGCUUAAUUGGAAGUACGAAACAUGCAUGUCUGGUAGAUUGAUAAGAACAAGCUCUACACCUGAUUCCAGAAAACUUUGAUAAGCCAUGUGCCUGGCUAAUGGCAGCUAAUGUCUUACUGAAGAUGGGAUAAGUUUGCUGCUUGCCACCUUUGAAGGCAUGCUCUCUGAAUUUCUCAUUAUUGGCAUGAUGCCUACUGAUACAUCUUCAGCUCCAGAAGAGUCACCGAAGGAAAAGAUCCAGGAGUGUAGAGGAUGAUGAGGAGGGUCACCUGAUCUGUGAAAGUGGAGACGUUCUAAGAGCAAGAUGUAUAGAAUAUUUUUCAACACUUUUUAAAAACUUUUCAGCAAAAAAUCUGUUUAGAAUAGUAUGUCAGAGGAGGGGGGCUAAAGAAAUCUUCAUUGCUCUUUUUGUUCUGUUUUUUUUGUGCUUUUUUGUUUUUUUGCAUAUCUUCUUUUCUGUAGAAUUUAAAUACUGUGUUCAAAAAGUUCCAAUUAGUAAAUGAACUUGAAUCUUGAGAUUAGAACAAGAGAUAGUUUUUUGGCUAACUGUUUUCAUGACACCUGUCCAAUAAAGUAAUGCAUUCAGAUGCUGAGAUUUAAAGUAAUUAUGCUUUUGUAAUGACACAUUUUUAAAUCUACAUUAAUAGUAUGUAUUCUUGUUUAAGUAGUUAUAUAAUUCUAACUCGUAUUUGUUCUUUUUAGAUGAAAUUGUUGCGACUUUAGGAGAAGGAGCUUUUGGAAAAGUAGUGGAGUGCAUAGAUCAUGAUAUGAGAGGAAUGCAUGUAGCAGUUAAAAUUGUGAAAAAUGUUGGUAGAUACCGAGAAGCAGCCCGUUCAGAAAUACAGGUGUUGGAGCACUUGAACACCAUGGAUCCAAGCAGCACUUUCCGCUGUGUCCAGAUGCUGGAAUGGUUUGAUCAUCAUGGCCAUGUUUGCAUUGUUUUUGAGCUACUGGGACUUAGUACUUACGACUUUAUUAAGGAAAACAGCUUCCUGCCAUUUCAUAUUAAUGACAUUAGAAAUAUGGCUUAUCAAAUUUGCCAGUCUAUAAACUUUUUACACCAUAAUAAACUAACUCACACAGAUUUAAAGCCUGAAAAUAUCUUGUUUGUGGAGUCUGAUUACAUAGUGAAGUACAAUGCCAAAAUGAAGCGAGAUGAACGUACUUUAAAGAACACAGACAUCAAAGUCGUUGAUUUUGGAAGUGCAACUUUUGAUGAUGAGCAUCACAGCACAUUAGUGUCUACAAGACAUUAUAGAGCUCCUGAGGUUAUUUUAGCACUGGGAUGGUCACAGCCAUGUGAUGUUUGGAGUAUUGGUUGUAUUCUAAUUGAGUAUUACCUAGGAUUUACAGUGUUUCAGACCCAUGAUAGUAAGGAACACCUGGCAAUGAUGGAAAGAAUACUUGGGCCUCUACCAGCUCACAUGAUCAAGAAAUCCAGAAAGCAUUAUUUUCACCACGACCAGUUGGACUGGGAUGAACACAGUUCUGCAGGACGCUAUGUUAGGAGACGCUGUAAGCCUUUAAAGGAAUUCAUGCAUUGCCAAGACACAGAUCAUCAAAGUCUGUUUGACCUUGUUCGCAGGAUGCUGGAGUAUGAUCCAGCCAAAAGAAUUACUCUUGACGAAGCCUUGCAGCAUCCUUUUUUUGAACCAUUAAAUAAAUAAAUAAAUAAAUUCAGAGAUCUUUUAUGCUUCUCCAGGGAGAUUUCCUAGACUGUGUCAGUCAACAGAGGUUGCAUGAAACUUUUGUAAACUUUAAAUUAUUUUGUACAGUUAAGUCUGUAAAUAUUUACAUAUGUUUUGUAUAACUGUUACGUUUACCUUGUUGAACAGUUGUAGUCUUAUGGGUAUCGAAGUGAAAAUAAAAGUAAUUUUCAUUUUUGAAAA